Molecule: messenger RNA, 5611 nt
Organism: Coregonus sp. 'balchen'
Lineage: Eukaryota; Metazoa; Chordata; Actinopteri; Salmoniformes; Salmonidae
Source: the annotation of a GenBank genome assembly
AUGGCCCUGUCCAGGAAGUCUAUAGUGGACUCAGUGUAAACGAUCUGGAACACCUGGGAGAGCAGGAGACACAACUCCUCUGCUGCCGCCUGCAGACCACAGGAAACAGAGGAAGAAGUUCAAAUAACAUAUUCCAUUUGUUUUGCGUUAGUCAUGAACAUUCGCUGAUGUUAGCUAACAGUCUGACAAGGUAGUGAGUGUUGUCUACAGCCAGUAGGAGUGUUAGUUACCUUGUUGUCUACAGCCAGUAGGGAGUGUUAGUUACCUUGUUGUCUACAGUCAGUAGGGAGUGUUAGUUACCUUGUUGUCUACAGCCAGUAGGGAGUGUUAGUUACCUUGUUGUCUACAGUCAGUAGGGAGUGUUAGUUACCUUGUUGUCUACAGCCAGUAGGAGUGUUAGUUACCUUGUUGUCUACAGUUAGUAGGGAGUGUUAGUUACCUUGUUGUCUACAGUCAGUAGGAGUGUUAGUUACCUUGUUGUCUACAGCCAGUAGGGAGUGUUAGUUACCUUGUUGUCUACAGUCAGUAGGGAGUGUUAGUUACCUUGUUAUCCACAGCCAGUACUAGCAGACAGCAGACCUCUACCAGUACAGCUCCACUCUCAGACAGGUCAGGACAGGUACUGGGGCACGGGGACACACCUGCCUCCUGGGCUGGAGAACAACACAGAGAGAGAGAGAGAGAGCACACCAUCAACAUUACACUCAUAAUAAUUUGGGACGUGCAUAUUUCCCUUUCAAGAUGACUCUAAUCGUAUCUAGAUACACGGGCUCCGAUACGAUACAGGAACCAUUCGUUUUAGCUUGAAACGAUUCGGUUUGAUUAGAGGAACGAAUUGAUGCGAUUUGGUUCGAUACGAGUCGAUGCACUAACAUUUGUUGCAUUAAAACAUUACAUUUUCCAUUCUACAUUAAAACUACUGCUGACCUGGGCCUCUCUGAGCUGGAUCGGUCUGCUAUAUUUCCUCAUGUAUGUUUUCAUGGAAAACAAGGACAUUUCUAAGUGACCCCAAACUGUUGAACAGUAGUGUAGGUGGUUAGGUACCUGUCUUGAGCACCACCAGGUGUAGUGAGGUAUUUACCUGUCUUGAGCACCACCAGGUGUAGUGAGGUAUUUACCCGUCUUGAGCACCACCAGGUGUAGUGAGGUAUUUACCCGUCUUGAGCACCACCAGGUGUAGUGAGGUAUUUACCCGUCUUGAGCACCACCAGGUGUAGUGAGGUAUUUACCCGUCUUGAGCACCACCAGGUGUAGUGAGGUAUUUACCCGUCUUGAGCACCACCAGGUGUAGUGAGGUAUUUACCCGUCUUGAGCACCACCAGGUGUAGUGAGGUAUUUACCCGUCUUGAGCACCACCAGGUGUAGUGAGGUAUUUACCCGUCUUGAGCACCACCAGGUGUAGUGAGGUAUUUACCCGUCUUGAGCACCACCAGGUGUAGUGAGGUAUUUACCCGUCUUGAGCACCACCAGGUGUAGUGAGGUAUUUACCCGUCUUGAGCACCACCAGGUGUAGUGAGGUAUUUACCCGUCUUGAGCACCACCAGGUGUAGUGAGGUAUUUACCCGUCUUGAGCACCACCAGGUGUAGUGAGGUAUUUACCCGUCUUGAGCACCACCAGGUGCAGUGAGGUAUUUACCCGUCUUGAGCACCACCAGGUGCGGUGAGGUAUUUACCCGUCUUGAGCACCACCAGGUGAGGUAUUUACCCGUCUUGAGCACCACCAGGUGAGGUAUUUACCCGUCUUGAGCACCACCAGGUGCGGUGAGGUAUUUACCCGUCUUGAGCACCACCAGGUGCGGUGAGGUAUUUACCCGUCUUGAGCACCACCAGGUGCGGUGAGGUAUUUACCCGUCUUGAGCACCACCAGGUGCGGUGAGGUAUUUACCCGUCUUGAGCACCACCAGGUGCAGUGAGGUAUUUACCUGUCUUGAGCACCACCAGGUGCGGUGAGGUAUUUACCCGUCUUGAGCACCACCAGGUGCAGUGAGGUAUUUACCCGUCUUGAGCACCACCAGGUGUAGUGAGGUAUUUACCUGUCUUGAGCACCACCAGGUGUAGUGAGGUAUUUACCUGUCUUGAGCACCACCAGGUGUAGUGAGGUAUUUACCUGUCUUGAGCACCACCAGGUGUAGUGAGGUAUUUACCUGUCUUGAGCACCACCAGGUGUAGUGAGUCGUCUCGUAUGUAAGACACGGCAGCGAUAUCGUGGAUGGGAACACGCAGGAUGAUAUCCUCUCCGUCCCGCCACACCAGCUUCACGUUAUAGGCCGACAGACUGACCACCGCAUCCUGCUCCGAAGUCAGCUGACCCGCCAACUGGUGGGACUUCUAGGUAACCAGAAAAAUUACGUGACAGUUUCACCCAUGUUGUUCCCAUGGCAACACAAUACAUCCCAUGACUCUACCGUUUAUAAUAAUUCUAAAAUUCUAAGUCUAAAAUGUAGUAUUUUCUUUGUAAAGUCAUGGCAAAGCAAAAUAUCAGAGGCUUUAUUAAAAAUGACAAAAAAUAAAAGAUGACACUUUUUUAUUUUACCUCUGAGUAAAAUCUUGACUUUUAAAAUGAUUUAGUGCACUAUACAGGGAGCCAUUUGAGAUGCGGCGAAACAGCUUACCCUGGCAUUGUCGAUGAGCUGUAAGACCUCCGUUCGACUGGAGGGGUUCAGGUAUCCCGGUACUGACGUCAGCUGGCCCAAGUACUACAGAACACACCGGUAACCAUUGGAAACACAGGUUAAACAUAGACAAACCUGGGAUGCGUAGCUGUCACCAACACUAGUCAGUCAAGGGCCUUGACCUCUGACCUCUCACCUUGACUUCCUUCUCUACGUAGUCAUUGAGCAGGAUGUCAGGGUCGAUGCGGUGGUCGGGGAGGGAGAAGGUGUGGAGGGCACGGCGUUCUGUAGCCUUCUCCUGAGCCUUCUUAUCCCGACCCUUCUCUCCCUUCAGAAACACACGCUUGAAGGGAGACACGAUACCCGGCUGCAGGGGGGGGAGGUAUCGUAUUAAUUCAUUCACAGCAACAAAGUAUCCAUUACAUAUUAAUAACAUAAAGUCGACCUAUAAGCUAAACCAACAAAUCCGCAUAGGCUAAGCCUACAAAGCCUAUGUUACCCAACCACAGCAUGUUCCGAAAAUAUUAACCAUUAGCAUUUAACAGCUAAAAAUAAACACAAAUCCAAAACACGACAUUAGCUAUGUGGUUUUAUAUGACGCUGUGAACGUUACAUAGAUGAAUAAUGAUGACGUCAUCAACAUUUACUGUAAAAAGCUGCUGUUGUAUACACACACACACACACACACACACACACACACAGUUGGCCAGUCCAUGGUCUUAAGUAACUAACCACACAGACACUGAUUCCGUCUAAGAAACAGAAACAUCCACACUUUCCUUCCUUUCUCCAAAAUGUAAAAAAAAAAGUUCACAUUAAACUAAAGUAGAACACACGUUUAUGCUCCACUUACAAUGUAGACCGAGCAACGUUGUUCCUGUUCAGGCUAUCUGCUGAAGAACGCUGCUACAGCACCACUAAAUACAGCAGCAAGAGUAGCAGCAAAAUGAAGAGCUCCAUCAGCGCGUUGACCACGUCACCCAUGAUGACAGAUCACACAACUAAUAAACAAAGGAAACAAACUUGACGCAGAGCGUUACCAACACCAUCUAUUCCUACCUCAGUCUCCAUGUAGCCUCACUGAAGGAGGACCUGUCUGUGUCUGCCUGUUCUCUGUUUGAGGCGGUCACUAGGAUGGUGUGUGACGGAGAUAGUCUAGUCACUGGCUGGUGUGUGACGGAGAUAGUCUAGUCACUGGCUGGUGUGUGACGGAGAUAGUCUAGUCACUGGCUGGUGUGUGACGGAGAUAGUCUAGUCACUGGCUGGUGUGUGACGGAGAUAGUCUAGUCACUGGCUGGUGUGUGACGGAGAUAGUCUAGUCACUGAGUGGUGUCCGACAGGUUUCUUUUUUUUUUUAACCCCUGCUAAAUUCCCAAUCUGACCAUCUUCCAUCACGGCCACCUAAUCAACCCCUCCUCUCCCCUGUAACUAUUCCCUAGGGUCGUGGCUGUAAUGAGAAUGUGUUCUCAAGACAAAUUACCUGGUAAAAUAAAAAACGAUACAAAAAAAACUGGGCAGUAUCUGACUGAUAGCCUGGUCACUGGGCAGUGUCUGGCUGAUAGCCUGGUCACUGGGCAGUAUCUGGCUGAUAGCCUGGUCACUGGGCAGUAUCUGGCUGAUAGCCUGGUCACUGGGCAGUGUCUGGCUGAUAGCCUGGUCACUGGGCAGUAUCUGGCUGAUAGCCUGGUCACUGGGCAGUAUCUGGCUGAUAGCCUGGUCACUGGGCAGUAUCUGGCUGAUAGCCUGGUCACUGGGCAGUGUCUGGCUGAUAGCCUGGUCACUGGGCAGUGUCUGGCUGAUAGCCUGGUCACUGGGCAGUAUCUGGCUGAUAGCCUGGUCACUGGGCAGUAUCUGGCUGAUAGCCUGGUCACUGGGCAGUGUCUGGCUGAUAGCCUGGUCACUGGGCAGUGUCUGGCUGAUAGCCUGGUCACUGGGCAGUAUCUGGCUGAUAGCCUGGUCACUGGGCAGUAUCUGGCUGAUAGCCUGGUCACUGGGCAGUGUCUGGCUGAUAGCCUGGUCACUGGGCAGUAUCUGGCUGAUAGCCUGGUCACUGGGCAGUAUCUGGCUGAUAGCCUGGUCACUGGGCAGUGUCUGGCUGAUAGCCUGGUCACUGGGCAGUGUCUGGCUGAUAGCCUGGUCACUGGGCAGUGUCUGGCUGAUAGCCUGGUCACUGGGCAGUGUCUGGCUGAUAGCCUGGUCACUGGGCAGUAUCUGGCUGAUAGCCUGGUCACUGGGCAGUGUCUGGCUGAUAGCCUGGUCACUGGGCAGUAUCUGGCUGAUAGCCUGGUCACAGGGCAGUGUCUGGCUGAUAGCCUGGUCACUGGGCAGUAUCUGGCUGAUAGCCUGGUCACUGGGCAGUAUCUGGCUGAUAGCCUGGUCACUGGGCAGUGUCUGGCUGAUAGCCUGGUCACUGGGCAGUAUCUGGCUGAUAGCCUGGUCACUGGGGCAGUGUCUGGCUGAUCGCCUGGUCACUGGGCAGUGUCUGGCUGAUAGCCUGGUCACUGGGCAGUGUCUGGCUGAUAGCCUGGUCACUGGGGCAGUGUCUGGCUGAUAGCCUGGUCACUGGGCAGUAUCUGGCUGAUAGCCUGGUCACUGGGCAGUAUCUGGCUGAUAGCCUGGUCACUGGGCAGUGUCUGGCUGAUAGCCUGGUCACUGGGCAGUGUCUGGCUGAUAGCCUGGUCACUGGGCAGUGUCUGGCUGAUAGCCUGGUCACUGGGCAGUGUCUGGCUGAUAGCCUGGUCACUGGGCAGUAUCUGGCUGAUAGCCUGGUCACUGGGCAGUAUCUGGCUGAUAGCCUGGUCACUGGGCAGUAUCUGGCUGAUAGCCUGGUCACUGGGCAGUAUCUGGCUGAUAGCCUGGUCACUGGGCAGUGUCUGGCUGAUAGCCUGGUCACUGGGCAGUGUCUGGCUGAUAGCCUGGUCACUGGGCAGUGUCUGGCUGAUAGCCUGGUCACUGGCAGUGUCUGGCUGAUAGCUGGUCACUGGGCAGUGUCUGGCUGA